Molecule: messenger RNA, 580 nt
Organism: Cyprinodon variegatus (sheepshead minnow)
Lineage: Eukaryota; Metazoa; Chordata; Actinopteri; Cyprinodontiformes; Cyprinodontidae
Gene: chchd1
Product: coiled-coil-helix-coiled-coil-helix domain containing 1
Exons: 3
Coding region: 112-480 (122 amino acids)
Biological process (GO): mitochondrial translation
Cellular component (GO): mitochondrion; mitochondrial ribosome; nucleoplasm
Molecular function (GO): RNA binding
Source: RefSeq, a predicted model, not a curated record
ACAGUCCGGUUUUGUUUACGGCCGUCCGGUGCGGCUGCUGGUUGGUCCUGGUCGGUCUGAGUCCAAAGCAGCGGUAUCUCUCCGCUAAGAAGCCGGUUCGGUGUGCGAGACAUGGCGGCGCAGGGAGGAGUUGCUUUCCAGGAGAAGGUCAGCAGGCUGCUGAGCAGGAAGGACGGGAAACCGACCCUGAAACCCAACAGACCGCUGGUUCUGAAGGACUCAGUGGCCAACAGGAAACCCAGGAAAGGAGAGGCCUCCUGCAUCACAGAGAUGUCCCUCCUGAUGGCCUGCUGGAAGCAGAACAACUUUGUGGACGGGCUGUGCUCCAGUGAGGUCCAAACCUUCUACUCAUGCGUUCAGAAGGCCCAGGCAGCCAUGAAGAACAAAUCUCAGCAGAGCGACGCCGCGGGAGGACGUCUGUCGCCGAAACAGGCCACCACUCUGCUGAGGAGGUUCCCUAACCUUCGAUCAGAGAUCUAACCGCUGUCCAGAGGACUCUGAUAGGCUCCUGUUUCCAUGACGUCUGGAAGAUGAUCUAUUUAUAUACGUGUUAAAUAAAAUGUUAAACUUGUUUUAAAAG